AUGGCGCCACAGUGUACCACGCCGAAACCCAUUUUGGAGCUGGUUGCUGCAACACAGGAGCCGAAUAACACGAACGAGCAUCAUCCGGAAAACGAUACGAUUAUUCAAAGCGUCACUCUGCAGAAACCACCGACCAUCGAAGAAUGUAAAGUAUUGGGUAAACGAAAAUCGACCACAGAGCCCAACCCACCACUAGACCAGCAGCAAGCCGCCAAACGACCUAAGAAAGUGUUUCCCUAUGGCAACUACGAUCGUUACUAUGGCUACCGGAACUACAAUGCAUCGCCCGCCGAAGACCCGCGGCUGGAUGCGUUCGUGCAGCGUCGUGAGCUGUUUUGCGGCAAGCGCAUUCUCGACGUCGGAUGCAACAAUGGCGCCCUGACGGUGCAACUGGCGGUCACCUGUGAACCAGCGUCCAUCGUUGGGCUCGACAUCGACGGUGCACUAAUUUCGGCCGCUCGUAGGCACUGGAAAAUGGCACUCAUGAACGGAGUGAAGCUGCCGGGAAGUGGCGAGAAGCGGUAUCCAUUAAACACCCGGCAGGUGGAGUUUCUGCGGGCGAACUACAUAUACGAGGAUCCGGCUCUGCUCGAGGCCGAAAGACCCGCAUUCGAUGUGAUACUGUGCCUUUCGGUGACGAAGUGGAUGCAGCUAAACUUCGGAGACGCUGGACUGCGGUUGGCCUUCCAGCGUAUGCACCGACAGCUACAUCCCGGUGGUUUGCUGGUCCUAGAGGCGCAACCUUGGAGUAGCUACAAGCGGCGGAAAAAACUCACCGAAACCAUCGCUAGCAACUACCCCCGUAUCAAGCUUCUACCGUCCAUGUUCCAGCAGUACCUGCUCGGCGAUGAGGUGGGCUUCGCGUCUUGCACAGACAUCCCCCUGACCGCCGGACACGGUUCGUCCAAAGGUUUCCAGCGACCGAUUCAGAUCUACACCAAGCGUGCUACGUAGGGAAUCGCCCCCAAAACAGGUAACGGAAGGAUGUGUGGCCCGGAGA
Messenger RNA from Anopheles cruzii, 1000 nucleotides. RefSeq names its product probable RNA methyltransferase CG1239. Lineage: Eukaryota; Metazoa; Arthropoda; Insecta; Diptera; Culicidae. Bases 1 to 954 code for a protein of 317 amino acids. Gene Ontology annotation, biological process: snRNA modification. The record is from RefSeq and is a predicted model, not a curated record. Gene Ontology annotation, molecular function: snRNA binding; RNA methyltransferase activity; O-methyltransferase activity. The transcript is spliced from 2 exons.